Messenger RNA from Phanerochaete carnosa HHB-10118-sp, 742 nucleotides. RefSeq lists its product as uncharacterized. NCBI's taxonomy places the organism in Eukaryota, Fungi, Basidiomycota, Agaricomycetes, Polyporales, Phanerochaetaceae. The coding region runs from base 321 to 605 and encodes 94 amino acids. The record is from RefSeq and is a predicted model, not a curated record. The transcript has a single exon.
CAAGAUAAAAGCGUAGUUGAACCCUGUGAAGAGCCUCCUCCGCGUGUCGUUCAGGUUCCGGCAUGAAACAUUGAAAAUACUUUCCGAGGUUCUUGGGAUUCCAUACAAGAACGCAGGAGUGGGACAGUCUGUGUGUUCUACCGACGCCGAGGUUGUUGAAACUGACCUCCGUUUCUAGUCUCGACGGCGAUCCUCGCGAGCCAAUUGACGCUGUCCAGCGGUUGUGGUACCCUAUAGACCUCGAGAAGCAGAACCACGAAGUCGAAAAGCUAGCCGAGCGUUCUGAGGCGCUCGGAGUGUAUGCACAUCUGGUGGCUACCAUGCAGCAGUCUUGCAGCUUGCUAGCCUUGACCGUGGAAGCACGCAAUGACAACGGAAGCAUCUGCCCGGAAGCCGCGCUUGAACGCCAACCAGCUGCCGAGACACUGCGUGCCAGUGCCCGUGACCAUUACAUUCCCGCCGUCUAUGCAGUCAUGGCUCCUGGUGUCAAGCGCAGGCCAUUUCCGCGGAGACGCAUUGUGCUGUUGGUGAUGCAUUUUGCUCUCUGUACGUUCAUAUCGUAUAUCCAGCAGCUCCCCACAAUUAAUAACUUGUACCAGCCAUAGCUGGUGCAGCCCGUACGCUGCACUGGUAUAAUGUUGAGUGCCUUCAAUUGGCUUCUGUCAAGGAUGUCGCACCUGAGGAUGUCCCAUACACGACACACCCUGGGCGGUAUGAGGUAAGAUAGUCACCCUGGAAAGAA